Molecule: messenger RNA, 945 nt
Organism: Antechinus flavipes (yellow-footed antechinus)
Lineage: Eukaryota; Metazoa; Chordata; Mammalia; Dasyuromorphia; Dasyuridae
Product: olfactory receptor 14C36-like
Exons: 1
Coding region: 1-945 (314 amino acids)
Biological process (GO): G protein-coupled receptor signaling pathway
Cellular component (GO): membrane
Molecular function (GO): olfactory receptor activity; G protein-coupled receptor activity
Source: RefSeq, a predicted model, not a curated record
AUGUCUAACUUGACCACUUCUGUGACUGAAUUUCUCCUUAUGGAGUUUUCUGACAUCAGAGAGCUGCAGAUCUUCUAUUCUUUGCUUUUCUUUCUCAUUUACUCAGCAGGCCUGAUGGGGAAUCUCCUCAUUGUCAUCAUCACUACCAUUGAUAGGAGACUCCACACCCCCAUGUACUUUUUCAUUAGGAAUCUGUCCAUCGUGGAUAUCUGCUUCAUAUCAAUAACUGUUCCAACAGCAUCCAUCAACUCCCUGGUAAACAACAGGGUUAUUUCAGUUACUGGAUGUGCAACUCAAAUAUUCAUGGUGAUGUUUAUAGCAUAUGUUGAGCUUACUUUGCUCACUGUCAUGGCCCGUGAUCGCUAUGUUGCCAUCUGCCAUCCACUUCUUUAUCCAGUGAUCAUGAACCCUCGUGCCUGUAUCCAGAUGACCUUAACCUGCUUGUUCACUGGCAUUUUGUAUGCAGGCUUCCAUACCGGCAACACAUUUCAGUUGUCUUUCUGCAAUUCCAAUGUGAUUCACAAAUUCUUUUGUGACGUCCCCUCUCUACUCAAGCUCUCUUGCUCAGAGAUAUUCAACAAUGUGGUAUCUUUACUUGUUUCUGCUCUGGUGAUUGGGAUUGCCUGCUUUGCCUUCAUCACUGCAUCUUAUAUUAGCAUAUUUUCUACAGUGCUCAGAUUUCCAGUGAAAGAAGAUCAAAGAAAAGCCUUCUCUACUUGUGUCCCUCAUAUUCUUGUAAUUUCUUUGUUCCUUAUUUCAGGCUAUUUCGUGUACCUACAACCACCUUCAGAUUCUGGAUCCAUUAAAGAUAUAAUCCUUUCAAUAUUCUAUGCUAUAGUACCGCCCUUACUGAACCCUCUCAUAUACAGUUUACGAAAUAAGCAGAUAAAACAGGCUGUAAGAGUAGUAAUGAAAAGAAAGCUUUUGUUCAUAAAUAAAGCAUAA